AUGUUGCGAGCUUCGUCGGGAAUAUUGAGCCGCCUAACCGCCACCGAAAGUAAAGUUGGCAGUUCGGGAUUUUCAUUGGAAUUUGUUCGCUGGAGACGCAAGCCCCGUUGGUUGCCCACAGCCAAAAGUAAAUUGUUUCGUGUGCCUGAGAGAAAACAACAGUCGCCCGAAGAAAAGGCCGAACUUUUACGUCUUCACAAUAAUUACAAAACACAAUUACGUUCCGUAAGACAGUAUUUGAGAGAGGAGAAUCAACGGAUUGCGGAAACUUCUACAGCUGAUCAUUUCGUUUUGACCGCCGAACAGGAAGAGGCAGAAUUCCAACGUUGCCUACAGGAGAAUGAGAAAUGGAAUAGAGAAGUGGCCCUGUUGCGCGAACAACGUUUGGCCAGGGAACACCAAGAAAAGCAACAAUAUGUUCAAGAAAGAUUACGCUUGGCCGAAGAGAGGGAAGAAGAACGAAUGGAAAAGAUCGAAGCAUUAGUGAGAAAAGAAAAGGAACUUUCCAAAACAUUCAUUACACGAGAAAAUCUGGAUGCGGCCAUCGAACAGGCUUUGGCCAAUCCCAUCGAUUACAACUUCUCUAUCGAUUUGCAAGGAAAUCUGUAUCAUGGACGUUCAACAACUCCCGGCAACACAUCGGGUGGUGGCAAUCAAAACCUCUUAGAGUCGACAGAAGAACGCCUGGAAGCCCAAAACUAAAUUUUUAUUUUUAAGUCUCAGCUGUAUUUUUUUAUUGUUAUAUCAGUGGAGUUUCUAACGUAGCUAAUAUAAUUUGUUUUGUUUCUUUUGAAGAUGAUGUGAAAAAAUGCAGAAUAAAU
This is a messenger RNA of Musca vetustissima, 821 nucleotides long. RefSeq names its product small ribosomal subunit protein mS26 (gene mRpS26). The record is from RefSeq and is a predicted model, not a curated record. Lineage: Eukaryota; Metazoa; Arthropoda; Insecta; Diptera; Muscidae. The transcript has 3 exons. The coding region runs from base 1 to 702 and encodes 233 amino acids. Gene Ontology annotation, cellular component: mitochondrial small ribosomal subunit.